UGAGUCGCAGAGGCCAGAAAGAAGACUUGCUCUGUGAUGUAGAAUCUCUGCACGAAAAGUAGUGUCAGCGACAUCUGGCUCCGCCAAAGUGGCUUGUUUUGGGUGGUUUUCUGAAUGAAAUUCGGCUCCAAAGUGCGCGCCAAGUGUGUCCAAGAAUCGUGCGAAUACGUUUUCGGUGAGGGUGAAUCGUUUUGGUGGCGUCAAUCGGGGGAAAUUGGUGAUAAAAUUUAGAUGUUGUAUCCAAUGUAAGCAGGAAGAGUGCGUUUUUCACUGCUAGAAGGAACGGAAAAGAGAAAAAAGGUGUUCUUUUUGUGCCACAAUUGCGUGUUCUCUGCAGUCGCCUAACGAGCUUAGCUGGGUGAAAAAAGUGCUGAUCACAGGUGAAUAGUGAAAAAUAGCUGAAAGGCAAAAGCGAGGAAUCGAAUGUGAAAAAUCGAAAAUCAAGUGUAUGAAAAAAAAAGAACAUUGUUGAGGUGGAAAAAUUCACAGUGAAAAUACACCCAUACAAUUGCGAACGAAGAAGUCCCAGUAUCAGCUAGAAGAGCAAACCCCCUCGAAUACAUCGAAAGACGCAAUCGGGGAGUGCAAAAGGAUUACACGACACAGGCUCUCGAGUUCUCUCAUGCGUUCGUCCUGUUGUUGUUCCUGUUUGCCGAGUUGUGCGAGAACACAGAAGAUUGAGCAGGCGAUCCCAAAGUGCUGCUGGUUGUGAAGAAUUCGAGUCAAAACACCAUCAUCAUCAUCAUCAGUGUACUAGAGUUACAUACCCACAGUUUAUAUGUUGCGAUAGUCAAGUACUCGGUGUUCUCUCGUGUUCUCACCCGUCCUUGUGUUUGUGCUCGGUUCGCAUGCUCGCAGGAUAAAAAGGAUUUAAAUUUCACACGAUUCAGCAGAGCGGUGUGGUCGCGAAGGCUUUUGAUGAAGAACUAGGAAAAUAACUCCGUUCGGGCGUUACUACUGCAAAGGUGACAGUCGCGCAUACCACCAGAAAACGCAGUUUGCCCCCGACAAACACCGAGCAAGUGCAAUGACGACGAUGCGUUAGCAUAGUGACUAUGGGAUCAGAGGCAUGGGCAUGUGCGUGGACCCUGGGGCUUUCCGGUGGUGUCAGGCAUUGAGCCGGUCGCAAUCGCUAACCACAGCAUCAACAGCGAGAACAACAGUUUCGGCGUCAACCGCAGCCACUUCCGGUGGCACCAAAACCAGGGGAACGACCACACCAACUGUACCGACAGUCAGUAGCCACAGCCAGCAGGCCGACUAUCGGCACGUGUCCAGCUUCCACCAUGCCAAGGUGCGAAGAAGUCUGAACACCACCAUCUUCAUCAAGAAGAAAAAGGCUGCAACCGUCACAGCAGCGGCGGCAACGGCAACGAAUUCAGCGGCCGAAACAACACAAACAGAAACUGCAGAUUCUAAAUCGAAAUCAGUUAGCAACAACUUUUCCAACCAGUACAGUAAUAAUAGUAAUUAUACUAGCAGUAAGAGCGGUAGCACAUACAACACUAGCAUAAACUGUAGACAAGCGAAUAGCGGCAGAAGCGGCAGUUGCAGCAGUAGUAAUAUCGAAAGGGCACUAGCAGUGCGGCGGAGGAACCUUAGUCUUAGCACCAACAAAUUGAGCGAACAGUACAGCUGCAGUGCGGCGGCAUUGAACUGGCUGAUCUCAUCGUUUGUACUGCUCCUUUGCAUCACCCUAUGUACUAGUUCAAUUAGUCCACCAGCACCCCAGGAUGCCAUUCACAUCACCGCCAUCCUCGGCGAGAGCGUCGUGUUCAACUGUCACGUAGAGUUUCCCGGCGACCAUCCCGUUCCCUAUGUAUUACAGUGGGAGAAGAAGGUGAGCGAAACGGGACAGGAGAUUCCAAUCUACAUCUGGUACGAGAGCUACCCGACCCACAGCGGCGAGGGAUACGAGGGACGCGUUUCGAGAGUGUCACCCGAUUCGAGCUUCGGCGCGGCCUCGCUCAACCUAACCAAUAUCCGCGAGUCCGACCAGGGCUGGUACGAGUGUAAGGUAGUGUUUCUGAAUCGGCCGCCGAAGCAGCACAAGAACGGCACCUGGUUUCAUCUGGACGUGCACGCUCCGCCUCGUUUCAGCGUUACGCCGGAGGACAUCAUUUACGUUAAUUUAGGCGAUUCUAUAAUACUAAACUGCCAAGCAGAUGGUACUCCAACCCCGGAGAUCCUGUGGUACAAAGAUGCCAAUCCAGUGGAUCCGUCUUCUACUGUUGGCAUCUUUAACGAUGGUACCGAGCUACGGAUUAGCACGAUCCGACACGAAGACAUCGGCGACUACACGUGUAUCGCGCGCAAUGGUGAGGGACAAGUCUCCCAUACUGCCCGUGUUAUAAUAGCGGGCGGCGCUGUAAUCAUGGUGCCGCCCACUAACCAAACGAAACUGGAGGGAGAGAAGGUGCAGUUCACCUGCGAGGCGAAGGCGAUGCCCGGGAAUGUCACUGUGCGAUGGUUCCGUGAGGGUUCACCGGUACGGGAGGUGGCCGCACUCGAAACGCGUGUCACGAUCCGCAAGGAUGGGUCGCUCAUCAUCAAUCCGGUCAGUGCGGACGACUCCGGCAUGUACACGUGUGAGGUGUCAAACGGCAUCGGAGAACCACAAAGUGCUUCGGCUUUUUUAAAUAUAGAGUAUCCUGCCAAAGUGACCUUCACCCCAACAAUACAAUACUUACCGUUUCGUUUAGCUGGUGUUGUACAAUGCUAUAUAAAAGCAAAUCCUCCUCUACAAUAUGUAACAUGGACCAAAGAUAAAAGAUUACUGGAACCUUAUCAAACAAAAGACAUAGUUAUAAUGAACAACGGUUCGCUGCUGUUCACCCGGGUCAAUCAGAACCACCAGGGCCGCUACACGUGUACGCCGUACAACGCCCAGGGAACGCAAGGUUCGUCCGGCCAUAUGGAAGUGUUGGUACGCAAACCUCCGGCCUUUACGAUCGAACCGGAUCCACUGUACCAACGUAAGGUCGGUGAGUCGGUUGAAAUGCACUGUGAUGCCCAGGAAGCGGAAGGCACUACUAAGCCUACGAUCACCUGGCAGAGGCGGGAUGGGCAACCCCUGCAGAAGAAUCGUGUUCGUAUCAUGAACGGUAACAUCACGAUCGAGAACCUUCGACGGUCGGACUUUGGCUACUACCAGUGCGUGGCGUCGAACGAGGUGGCCACAAUCGUGUCGGCAACUCAGUUGGUGAUCGAAGGCACCCAGCCACACGCUCCGUACAAUCUGAGCGGUACUGCCACGGAGUUCUCGGUGACACUCUCCUGGAUGCCCGGAUACAGUGGUGGCCCUGACUACAAGCAGGACUACACCAUCUGGUAUCGCGAGGCUGGGGUUUCCGAUUGGUCGACGAUUCCGGUAACGCCAUCCGGGAGCACGCAGGUCACGAUCAACCGCCUAUCUCCUGGAACGACGUACGAGUUCCAAGUUAUUGGAAAGAAUGCCCUCGGCGAUGGCAUGAUGAGUAAAGUGAUAACGAUACGGACGUUAGACGUCCAAAAACCGAAGAAAACAUCGACCACAACAGCAGCUCCUAACGAAAAAGAAUUCAAACAUGCUUCGGAUGACUUGGGUCCAAAACCGGGUCAACCGCGAAACGUGAGCGUGUUGGAGAUCCCGAAUGGGUUCCUAAUCUCGUGGCAGGUCCCACUGGAGCGCCCUCACCUGGUGCAGUUCUACACGAUCAAGUACCGCACCGAUGCCCAGUGGAAAACGCUCAACCGGGGCCAGAUUCGUCCGGAGGAAACGUCCUACCUGGUGAAGAAUCUGGUCGGCGGCCGAACCUACUACUUCCGGGUGUUGGCAAACUCGCUCAAGAGCUACGAAACCAGCGAGGAGAUCAAGUUCCCCGUGCCGGCACGGGUCAAGCACAAAGCCAUCACGGCCGGAGUGGUCGGCGGGAUUCUGUUCUUCAUCGUGGCCAUCAUCCUGUCGAUUUGUGCCGUCAAGAUCUGCAAUAAGCGUAAACGUAGAAAACAGGAGAAAGAACUCAACAUGGUAACAGCACGGAUCACGGAUCGGAACGCCCUAAGCCAGACGGUGCCUUUGAGAAGAUAUCUACAUGGAGAAAGUAAAAGCAGACUACCCGGCUUGAACAUCCUGGUUGCCAUUUUGCACUGGAUAUGGCCUCCGGGGCGUUGUCAGAACUGUGAUAGCAUCUACUCGAACAAAUUCAGCGGUGAACAGGGGAAGAGCGUCGGGGAGAUUCACCGCUCAGCGGACGGCAGAUUUGUCGUGCCUCAGGAUGCGGUCGAUGGGAUCAUUUCGUUGAGGAAUAGUAUAGUAUCGUGCUACAGCAGUAGUGAUGAUGGAGGUUUUCUGCCAAAGAGAUUAUCGCUGACUGGUAGGGCAUCGUGGCGAAGACCACUGGUGACGUGCCCCAGUCAGUUGAGUUUAAGGACGGAGGAUGGUUUCAAUGUGGCUGAGCCGCAGCAACCUACCCAGUCGUUGUAUACUAACACGAUGCCGGAGAAUCUUCAUCUCACUACGAUAAGUUCCAGUGUACCUGCUCCAAUGGUGACGCAGUCGUUGUAUACGACUCCGUCGAGAAUUUCAAAGGUGAUUGCUAGUUCACCGGCAACUUCCAGUCCCCAGGUCGUCAACUCGCCUUGGUCACCGCUGUAUUUCAGUGAUCUCAGUUCAGUUCAUCAUUUAAGUUCCGCGGAGCGAUCGUUUCCGACUCCACAAAGUGCUGCAUCAGCACAUCGUUACAACUACUCCGGUUACAAUCACGAACUGCCUGUAUUGAGUAGUCUGCAUAACACCUCGCGACAUCUGUCGCAUGGCUUCAUCCCAGUGCAUGUGCCAACGUCUAGGCAUUUUCAUCAAAACCUGUAUCAGAAUGUACCGUUCCACAGCCAUACUUAUGGUAGUCGACCAAAGUUCUCUCGUUAUCAUCCUCGACUUAUGCCGAGGAGUCUGACGCGAACGAUACCUGAGCUACGGUCACCUAUGCUCAAUCUAAAUCUAAGCACAACUCCACUCAGUGCAGCCCUGGAGGCAUCUCCACAGAGUUAUUCCAGUUCCAGUGGAUUUGGUAGUAAGAACACGUCCAGCAAUACUCAACAGACUUCCAGCUUCCACGCCAGCAACAAUCUGCUUAGGGAGUGGCGUUAUCUUCCUCCGUAUCGUCCGCCGCCUCCUCCUCCAAGUCUUCACCAUUCAGCGCCACUAUCUUUCGGUGGAGGACGGUUCGAUCAUCCACCCUAUUCGAUGUCCCAUUGGUUGGAAUUGAUAACAAGACUGAACAUUGCCUCGGAAAAGGCCAACAUCAACAACGCAGGAGACGUGGGAAGUGUCGACGGUCAUUACGAAUUUGAUCCUUCGACGCCUACGCCAACGGCGUCCACCCCAACCGGAAUCAUGAGGGACGACUUCCACCAUUUGAUGACGCUUCCCUCGACUUCAAGCGAUCUACUGUGGAAUGCCGCUGGGUUGUCUUUGACUGGUCCUGGAGCAGGUACGAUCACCAUCGGAGGACGGAAACGAGGCCAGUCCCGAUACGACAACAUCGAUGCACGAGUUGAGGCUAUGAAAGAAGAGUUCUACGAAUGGAGAAAAAGGCAACAGCAAACCGAAAAUGACAUCAGGAUGAACGAGAUGGAAAGUUCCUGCUGAUCAAAGGUGCGUUAGUAGAUUAUGCAUUCGUGAUGGCGUGCUGAAGAAACAAGAAACAAGACUCGACUUAUUCAAUAACUAUAGCAAUAUCUAAUUAUCGGAUGAAUCAGAUGGGUGGGCGGUUGGAACAACAGCAGAAGUUCAACCCAUUGAAUGAUCAUUAACUUAUCUUUAAUGAGAAUUUUAAUGGCAAACCAGCAAGCAAGAAAGAGCACCGCUAAGCAGAGAUCGACAUCUACGAACAUAUGAAUAUGAAAGUAACACACGUGUUAAAGACUUUUAUAAUAGCUAUGUAAAAAAUUGGUAUGAUUGAAAACAGUAAAAUGGAGAUGGGACAUUCGGGAACGACUGCUACAGAGAGUUGGUGAACAGUUCUAGGAAAUUUAUUGAAAAAUCAAAUACAAUUCAGGCACUUUGAUAACAGUAAUGUGACUUUGCAACGAUGGAACAGCAGAACUCGAGAAAGAUUUUGUUUGAUUGUUCGUAUUUGGAUUAUAUUUUCAGGAACCAUGCAAAACAUGGAGGGUGUUUCAACAUUUACUUAUAAUGGUGAACUUCACAAAAUAAUUUGCCUGACUAUGAAUUUCAUACACUCUGAAAGUACCUUAUUUGGUUUUGCAAUCGCUUUAGAUUUUUAUGUCAUUCACAUGACAUUUCUGCGGAUCAUAAGAUUUUCCCUUGACUAUCUUUUAAAAAUGAACUAGUAAGUUAUGCGUGGCCGGUAAUGGGAGUUGUCUGGUCUUCUUGUCUUUUUCAGAUUGGACUGCUAUUCCUUUCAAAAUAGUUUUCCAUUAUAAUUGAAAUAAGAAUAAUAAAGCAAAGCACAUGAUAGUUUUCAAUCUAUUGCGAAAUUUCCAAAGAAAUCUUUUUGAUAACUUUGGAGGAAUGCCGGGAUGAAUCUUUGGAGAAAUGCCCUUGAAAGCCCAUUAAAAGAAAUUGAGGAAUCUUGGCAGACAUAUUACAUUUGCUAUUGUGAUCCCAAAAAAUAGUUUGUUUUUUGUUCUUUAAGUGAAUUUUAGCACAUACGGCUAGUUCAUCAUCAAGAAAACAUUAAAAAAAGGAAUGCUUAGUGGAAUUAUUCAAGUCACUUUCAUUUUUGUCUAGCAGAUUUGGAAAAACAAAACACAGAUCCGAAAUAAAACGUGUCAGUAAAUUAAAAAACGCAACCACUCAUAUGCACAGCCUGCUGAGAUUACCUAAAUAUCCGACUGACUCAUAAAUAAUAUGCGUUCCUAUUUCAAUACAAAAAUUGGGAUUGAUUUCUAAUUCAAAUUUGCACAAAUACUUGCUUUUCAGUGGGUUCUAUAAAUAAAAUGUUUUGAGGGGGAACAUGAAGCAGUGUAUGGUUAAUUGAACAUUAUUCAAUGAUACGUUCCAUGUGAAGAAACAACAAAAGAACUCAGCCUUCUUUGUUCUGCCGUUCCACGUCGCAAAAUAUCACAAUCCAAAUCAAACACAAUAAGUGGCAACCGUAUGAUACAGUUGCAUAUUUUAACACAGCGUAACUCAGUUCGUAUCUAGGAUAACGAAACUCUUUCACUUGCCCACUAGAAUAAAAUGAAGCGAAACUAGCACCAUGAAAAAUAUUCACACAUACAACCUCACGAUAAACAAAAGAACUAUGAUUAACGAGGAAACAAGGCAACCCCUUUUCACUAGAUCUCACAUUCAAACUAUUGUCACGGCACAUUCCAAAUGAAAGCAACUUUCUCAAUCACAACUCACAAAUAUUCACCCACACACACACAAACGAAGUCGUAACCAAAAGUGACCAAAGCAGUCACCAAUGCGAAAAAUAAAACCUUCUCGAAAAAAAGAAGCAGAAGAAACUGUUACGAUCGCAAAAACAAGUGAACAGAAAUACAAGUAGGCAUAAUAUCAAUAUUUAAUGUUCUUGGAAACCAACAAUAUUCACAAAUAUAUACAACAAACGGAAAGGAAGUAAAACAGUAAAACACAUAAUAAUAAUAAUUGAGAACAUAAGAGUAAGGUAAUUUAUAAUGAAAUUUAAAUCCAAUUUGGCACAGGGGCAACCAAGUCCGGUUUGAAUCCAAAUCGGGCACGUUAGCUCCGGCCGGGAAACAUUCAUUCUAAACUAGUAAAGGCAAAGGCAGAGAGAAAACUCAAAGAGCGAAAAAUGGGGGAAACCUGGAAACUGGAUAUGUUAUUGAAUUGUAAGUAAGUAAUUGAUAACUAAUUAAUUAGAGCACGAAUGAACGAAGGGAGUCGUGGGGGUGAACAAAUUUUGGUGCAACAAAUAGAAAACAUACUUAAGCGAGAAUCGUCGUUAUUAGAUGAAAAAAAGAAGCAACCGGAAUGCAGAUAAAUCUAUAGUUUAAUGAUUAUUUUACUUGAGAUCCAAUCUUAUUUUAAGCGAAAUAAUUAUAAGCAAAGAUAAAACAGUAGAGAAUAGUCGAUUAAGGAUGAACACUGAAUUACACAGAUGAGUAAAUAUGAAAACAAUGAGAUUAGCCAUUUACGUUUGCAAUUCAAUCGAUUGCAGUGGAGUCGAUGAAAUACAGUCGAUAUUUUACAUGUAUUUCUAGGUUAGGUGAGAACAUUCUUCUGGAAUGCUGCUUAUGCUUGUUAAUUUUUGUUUAACAGUGAUUCUAUUCCUUCGUUUCAUUCUACUAUGUAUGCUUGUAAGAGGAACCAAUUUAUGCACGAGAAAAGUCUGACUAUUGCAUCUUAUUUAUGUGCGGAUGUCCAUUCCAAAGAUUGUUUAUUUACGGUUUUAGUUUGUAAACUUUGCAUCUCUUCCUACCUGACAGUUUGAGUACGUUUUGCAAAUCCGUACGUUUCGCCAACCGUACGUAUAACUAGAACAAAUUUUCGAGUACAUAAGUAUAUAAAUCCUGUUGAUAGUUCUUAUUAUAACACUUAUUAUUCUUAUCAGUAAAUCUAAACGAAAAUCAAUGAAACGACGAAAAGGUAUUACCAUUUGCAUGUCAAUCAAAUGACAGUAUACCGAAAUUUUCAAAAAGAACAAAACAACUGUCACCGGUAGAACAGUUAAUAAAUCAGUAUUUUAAUGAAACAGAUUUCCAAACUCAUGCGAUUCCUUUUCCCAUGGAUUUCCUUCAAAUGUGUGCAGCAUUUGGUUCGAUCUAUUUUGCUGUGCCAUAGCCGCCUACUAUGGCGAAUCGAUUUGAUUCAUUCUAUUUCUUCUUGCCCUGGGAGGCAAACAGUAGGCGUCAUUCCUAUUCAACCAUCAAUUCCUAAACGUUCGAAAAGCGCACCUAUUUUGGCAGUAAUUUGACUCGUUUUUAUUCGAUGUGAUUCAAAUUAACAGUAAAGUUGAUCUCUUUAGUCCAAUUCAGAGUUAAUACACAAACACACAUAAGUAGAUCCAACUGCUCUUCGAAUAAGUGCAAACUGGUUUCAGUAACAAUCGGAAUGAGAACGUACGAUGCAACGUUUUGAUUGAUUUUCAAUUGUACGAAAUCUGAGCAUGGAAAGAAGUAAACAUAAGAACAACACCGUUUAAUAUAAGAAGCGUAGAAAAAAAGAAAACAAUGUUUUACCAUACAAACUAGAGUCUCACUUAACACAUGAAGAAUUAAGAAAAUAUAAAAAAGAAACAUACCGAUGAAAUCGAAACAAGGAAGACGAGAAAGGAACGGCGGAAAAUACAACAGCAAAAGAGAUGGAAGUAACCGAAUCGGGAGCGAUGUAAAUAGACCUUGUUUUUUAUGAUUUCUCCGAACAAACCAAGUCUCAGUCCAAUCGGAACAAAGCAACCCAAACAAAUUCACUAAAACACGCAACCAAGCCAGCAGGAUAACACACAAAAACACACCCAUGUGCACACAGAGAAAAGGAAAGAAAGGAAACAAAAAAAAAGUAAAAAAAAAACGAAACAUUCCAUUAGCUUCUAGUUUGUAUUGUAUAAGAAUUAGAAAUGAAGAAAAAAUAAAACUGAAAAAAAAUCUUGCCGGACUUAGUGAAACAAAAAGAAAAAAAAAACACAAUAUACUUAAGAGGAUGAACGAUUAGCAAGAGAAGGGAAACAAAAAAUGUGGAUGAGUUGAAAACAACAAGGUGGAAGCAAAGACAAAAAACCAGCACGCAUGUCGAAAGAAAGAGUUUAUUUUGUUCGUUUUUUCCCACAUUUUGGUUGGUAUAUUGAAUUGGAUGUUU
Molecule: messenger RNA, 9769 nt
Organism: Aedes aegypti (yellow fever mosquito)
Lineage: Eukaryota; Metazoa; Arthropoda; Insecta; Diptera; Culicidae
Gene: tutl
Product: protein turtle
Exons: 12
Coding region: 1070-5629 (1519 amino acids)
Biological process (GO): homophilic cell-cell adhesion; axon guidance; dendrite self-avoidance
Cellular component (GO): plasma membrane; axon
Molecular function (GO): cell-cell adhesion mediator activity
Source: RefSeq, a predicted model, not a curated record